Phyllostomus hastatus (greater spear-nosed bat) is the source of this 1213-nucleotide messenger RNA. It is a transcript of the gene MTG1, whose product is annotated as mitochondrial ribosome associated GTPase 1. NCBI's taxonomy places the organism in Eukaryota, Metazoa, Chordata, Mammalia, Chiroptera, Phyllostomidae. Gene Ontology annotation, molecular function: GTP binding; GTPase activity. Bases 71 to 1060 code for a protein of 329 amino acids. The transcript has 11 exons. Gene Ontology annotation, cellular component: mitochondrion. The record is from RefSeq and is a predicted model, not a curated record.
CUGGGCGGAGAGGUCCGUGGAGGGAGCGGCUCCCUGCGCUGCACGGCGCAGCGCUCGGGGGUCCGAAGCCAUGAGGCUGACUCCGCGCGCGCUGUGCAGCGCCGCGCGGGCCGCCUGGCGGGAGAGCUUCCCUUUGGGAGGUCGUGAUGUGGCGCGCUGGUUCCCGGGCCACAUGGCUAAGGGGCUGAAGAAGAUGCAGAGUAGCCUGAAGCUGGUGGACUGCAUCAUCGAGGUCCACGAUGCCCGGAUCCCCCUUUCAGGCCGAAACCCUCUGUUUAAGGAAACCCUCGGGAUCAAGCCUCACUUGCUCGUCCUCAACAAAAUGGACUUGGCCGACCUGAAGGACCAGCAGAAAAUCAUACAGCACUUGGAAGGACAAGGCCUAAAAGAUGUCAUUUUUACCAACUGUGUCAAGGACGAGAACAUCAAGCAGGUCAUCCCGGCGGUCACGGAGCUGGUGCGGAGCAGCUACCGCUAUCACCGAGGAGAGAAUGUGGAGCUCUGCAUCAUGGUGAUCGGCGUCCCCAACGUGGGCAAGUCCUCACUCAUCAACUCGAUCAGGAGACAGCACCUCAGGAAAGGAAAAGCCACCAGGGUGGGCGGUGAGCCUGGGAUCACGAGAGCUGUCAUGUCCAGAAUUCAGGUGUGUGAGCGGCCGCUGAUGUUCCUGCUGGACACCCCCGGGGUGCUGGCCCCUCGGAUCGAGAGCGUGGAGACGGGCCUAAAGCUGGCCCUGUGUGGAACCGUGCGGGACCACCUGGUCGGGGAGGAGACCCUGGCUGACUACCUUCUCUACACCCUCAACAGGCACCAGCUGUUUGGGUACGUGCAGCACUACGGCCUGGGCGGGGCCUGCGACAACGUGGGGAGCCUGCUGAAACGCGUGGCCGUGCGGCUGGGGAAGACGCAGAAGGUGAAGGUGCUGACGGGCACAGGGAACGUGAACGUCAUCCAGCCGAACUACACCGCCGCUGCCCACGACUUCCUGCGGGCCUUCCGCAGCGGGCUGCUGGGCCCCGUGAUGCUGGACCGGGACCUCCUGCAGAGCGCCCCGCCGUAGACCCCCCCGGCCCUCGGCCCCGAGACGCCGGGCGUCCCAGACCGUCACGUCCGGGCCUGGCGCUCAGGGCCCCCUCGGCCAGAAGCUGCGGCCGGCCACUGCGCACUCAAGCCUCCGCUGCAGGAUCCCCCCCCCCCCCCCCCACCCCCCCAC